AUGGAGUUGCCAUUCACCAACCUGGAGGUGGCGUUCAUUUUACUGGCUUUCUUCAUCUUUUCCUUGUUCACUCUGGCUUCCAUCUACACCAGCCCUAAUGAGAGGAAUGAAGAGAGAGAGAGAGAGAGAGAGAGAGAGAGAGAGAGAGAGAGAGAGACAGAGGUAAACCUUCAAAAAUCAUUUCAAGUUCUUGGUAAUAGUAGACGACUAUAA
Messenger RNA from Grammomys surdaster, 213 nucleotides. It is a transcript of the gene Smim31, whose product is annotated as small integral membrane protein 31. NCBI's taxonomy places the organism in Eukaryota, Metazoa, Chordata, Mammalia, Rodentia, Muridae. The record is from RefSeq and is a predicted model, not a curated record. The transcript has 2 exons. The coding region runs from base 1 to 213 and encodes 70 amino acids.